Messenger RNA from Agrilus planipennis (emerald ash borer), 3463 nucleotides. RefSeq lists its product as uncharacterized. The transcript has 5 exons. The coding region runs from base 368 to 3463 and encodes 1031 amino acids. NCBI's taxonomy places the organism in Eukaryota, Metazoa, Arthropoda, Insecta, Coleoptera, Buprestidae. Gene Ontology annotation, cellular component: endoplasmic reticulum. The record is from RefSeq and is a predicted model, not a curated record.
GUCAAAAAUGAACCCUGUCAAAAUAAUUUUUUCUUCCCACUUAUUUCGUUCAUGCCCCCGUAUAAUUGUUUUAUCGGUAAUUUGAAGUCAAGCACUGUCUGAUCUGAACACUUGGUAGUUCGAUACAAAAAUGUAUUCGUUAUUAAUCAAUUCGUUCUUUUCAGGCCAUUCUGUACAGCUGUCCCAGAUAUUGAGUAUGCGAUAAUGAAUAACAAACAAAUAUUGCGCUAUUGUAUAGUAUUUGCCAAUUUGAGUGCGUUAAUGUUUUUUACUAUCAAAACCGCUUGACGCCGGAAGUUUUUUUAUCUGUAAAAUUAAAGCACGGUGUAACACACACACACACACAUAACUGCGUGCACUGAUAGCGAUGCAUAAAAUUCAUGAAACCCGAAUACAAAUUAAAAGUGUGCAGCGAAGUAAGCGACUACUACAACGGUAUCAACAGUGCAACAAGGAAAAUAACAUCGGAAGCAAUUACCUAGGACGUGUUGUUCUGACAUGCCAAACGUUUCCGAUUGAUCCUUUUCCUUUACCUAAAAUUCUGCCCCAGAUCGCGUUACCUGAGACCAUGACAAUGACAAAUAAAUGUGCCUAUGGCGGGAACUAUCAGCAACAAACUGGGAAGCUGUCAAGGAAAAGGGACGCUGACGGUAACGAGGACAAGGACAGGAGGCGAAAAUCGGAUCUCGUGGAUCAGUUACUCCUCGAAAUUUAUUGGAAGAACUCGAAAAGGACCGACAGCACCUGCACCUCCGUGUCGUCUUUUAUUACCCAGAACAACUUUGGAUUGUCGAAAACUCAUUUAGAAGAGAAAGAUCGAGAGGAGCUAUUCUUAUUGUUGGACGAUUUACAACAGCAGUUGUUACAAGUUGGUAACCUAUUGGUGAGGCGAUUGAAACGCCGAGAUGCUCUGUGUCGGCAAAGAGAUCUCCACCUCGAAGUAGUCACUAAUAUUUUACAAAAGUAUGCUCAUGAAAAAUCGAACUUGCGAUUUUCUAUCGAUCCGGCGCAUGGAGAAUCGGGCUUUUCCCAAUGGAAAACUGCUAUGAAAAUGGUUGUGCAACUUCCGGAAGGCAUUCCCGCCGAAUUCCGUAAAAAAUUGUGGAUAAACUUAUCGGAAAAGUAUUUGUCGUCGCGAAACGUAAACUGGAAUAAAGUCGAGGCGGAAUGUUUCAGCGAAUGGGCGAAUCCUGCUGACACAGAACUUGACGUUCAAAUCGUCAAGGAUUUACAUAGGACAGGAUGCAGUUUAUUUUGUGGAGAAAACGGCCAGGAAAAACAAGCAAUCUUGAAGAAGGUGCUUCUGGCUUAUGCCAGGUGGAACAAACAUGUUGGUUACUGUCAGGGAUUUAACAUGCUAGCUGCUCUUAUUCUACAAGUGACCGAAGGAUGUGAAUCUGAUGCCUUGAAAAUAAUGAUAUUUUUAAUAGAAGGUGUUCUUCCUGAAUCUUAUUUUGCUGAUAGUCUACGAGGACUUUCGGUCGACAUGGUUGUCUUUAGAGAAUUUAUGAAAACGCGAUUGCCUCAGCUUUCGAACCAUCUGGAGAAACUGCAACAUACCACCAACGAUGGAAGUAUCAGCUAUGAACCACCUCUAACCAACGUCUUUACUAUGCAGUGGUUUCUCACGAUAUUUUGCAACUGUCUACCUCACACGACGGUCCUGAGGGUCUGGGACUUAAUUUUUUUAGAAGGGAAUGACAUCUUGUUGAGAGCUGCCCUGUGCAUAUGGCAACUUCUAGAAGAACGAAUAAUGACAGUCAGAAAUGCUGACGAAUUCUACUGCAUCAUGGGAGUAUUGACGCGAGAAAUGUUAGAACUAGACCUGGUGGAUGCCAACGUGUUGGUGGAAUUGAUCACGGAGAUGGGUCCAUUAAAAGAGUUACGAAACCUAAGAGAGAAAUAUUUGUACAAUAUCAACCCAUGGGCACCAUCAAGUAAUAGUAACGCCUGUGAAGUGGAUCGUCAAUUGAAACUGUACCAGAAGGAGAACCUAAAACUUGACAUAAGUGCUUUGAAAAAGCAGUACCUUAAACUGAAGCACAGACAAAGGCAAGCCCAUAUAAUAUUUACUGCGGCAAUCAACAAGCAACCACCUCCCAGUACUCCGCCCAUCGCUAUUAACCAUUUACUGCUCGGAAAAAGUGCUAUUCUACCCUCCAAACGUAUCGGGCCCCCAAAGGGAUCCAUUCCACCACCAAGACAAUUACCAAUUCCAGAAAAAGAAAUCACUACUAGUGAUACUUUGCUUUGGAGGGACGCGGAGCCAAGAAAACUUUCUACAUCUUCUUCUUCCUCAUCUGAUACAGAAUUAUGUGAUGAUUCAGAUGAUAAUGAGGAUUUGGAAGAGAAAACAGUUGUUUCCGAAAUCAAAAACGCCGAAGUAAAUGACGAUAGAAACAAUUAUGAAUCUGAAAUAAGUAAUAAUUUAUUGGUAGAUUUAGGCGAAGACCAAUUUGUUCCAUCCAGUUCCAACCUUCCUACAACUCCAGUUAAGGAAACUAAGGAAGAUGACGAAAAAAUACUCAAAAUUGAAACCGCAGAAUGUUCCGAUGAUUCAGAACUGGAUGAACUGUAUUUCGAACAGUUUUUGCAAAAAAGAGUCGAAACGUUAAAGAACACUGAUGUCACCCCUGCUGAAGAAGACACACAAGAAGCAAAUCGGAUAGGUCCAAAAGAAAGUCGCCAGAGGGCUUUAGAAAUAAUUCAAGAAAACUCAUUGAUUUUACAUCGGAUUUUACAAUGUCAACAGCAAACAAAUUCUUCUGAAAUGAACUCGCCCGAAAAACCUGACAUAAUCAAAGAAAAAGAGGAAGAAGACAUCCAUUUCAACAACUUCAAGGAACAUCUUCCUUUCGGAACAAUAUCAGACUAUACAUAUAAAUAUAUUGAAGAAGAAGAACAAUCAACAGUGUUAGAAAGUAUGUCCAAAAUAAAGGAUCCAUGUUCUCCUAUUGUUUCAAAAGAUUUAGAAAGUCAGUUGUACGAUAUAGAUCUCUCUUAUCAAGACGAUAACAGAAGUAGGUCUCCCCCGAAGUUACCUGAAUUCGACUUCACGUUCAACACGUCAUCAGUCAAAGAAGCUCCCUCGCCGUCCAAAAACUACUUCGAAGAUUCAGAAUCCAAGAAGGAUUUGAGCAAAAACGAAUUAGACAAUGACUAUUCGCGAGCUUUAGAGAAGAAAUACGAAGAACUGGUUUUGAAGCCGAGACGACCGAGCUUUUUAGACAUUUCUUCUUAUGAAAAGGACAAUGAAGAUGAUACCGACCGAUACAACACAAAAAGUAACGAGAAGACUGAAGAAAUAGGUAAUGGUCAAACUGUUAACUUAACGGAGAAACGAUAUUAUCCCCUGAAGAAAUCGCCUAGUAAAUCUCCAACGUCUGACCCUUUCCCCGUUCGUAUACUUUCUAGACAAAAUAAAGACGUCUGUAUUCGUUUAGGGCUUUAUAAAAAAUCGUAA